Polistes dominula (European paper wasp) is the source of this 3207-nucleotide messenger RNA. RefSeq names its product pre-rRNA 2'-O-ribose RNA methyltransferase FTSJ3. The record is from RefSeq and is a predicted model, not a curated record. Gene Ontology annotation, molecular function: rRNA (uridine-2'-O-ribose)-methyltransferase activity; rRNA (guanine) methyltransferase activity. Gene Ontology annotation, biological process: maturation of 5.8S rRNA from tricistronic rRNA transcript (SSU-rRNA, 5.8S rRNA, LSU-rRNA); maturation of LSU-rRNA from tricistronic rRNA transcript (SSU-rRNA, 5.8S rRNA, LSU-rRNA); rRNA methylation. Gene Ontology annotation, cellular component: nucleolus; nucleus; preribosome, large subunit precursor. NCBI's taxonomy places the organism in Eukaryota, Metazoa, Arthropoda, Insecta, Hymenoptera, Vespidae.
AUGGGUAAAAAAGGAAAAAUUGGAAAGCAGAGAAAGGAUAAAUAUUAUCAAUUAGCCAAAGAAACGGGUUAUAGAUCACGUGCAGCUUUCAAGUUAAUUCAACUAAAUCGUAGAUUCGAGUUUCUUCAAAAAUCUCAAGUAUGCAUAGAUUUGUGUGCAGCCCCUGGUGGGUGGAUGCAAGUGGCAAAACAAAAUAUGCCAACAUCAUCUAUAGUAAUAGGCGUUGAUUUAUUUCCCAUCAAACCAAUACCCGGUUGUAUUAGUUUAGUCGAAGAUAUUACAACUGACAAAUGUAGAGUUGCAUUAACUCGUGAAUUAAAAACUUGGAAAGCAGAUAUUGUUCUAAACGAUGGAGCACCCAAUGUUGGUAAAAAUUGGUUACACGAUGCAUACCAACAAGCAGUUUUAACAUUACAUGCUGCUAAAGUAGCCACACAAUUUUUAAGACCUGGUGGAUGGUUUAUUACUAAAAUAUUCAGAUCAAAAGAUUAUAAUCCAUUGAUCUGGGUAUUUAAACAAUUGUUCAAGAAGGUACAUGCAACAAAACCUCAAGCAUCUCGUAGUGAAUCAGCUGAAAUUUUUGUAGUCUGUAAACACUAUAUUGCACCUGACAAGAUAGAUCCUAAAUUUUUAGAUCCAAAAUAUGUAUUCUCAGAAUUACAAUUAGAACCUACGAACAAGUUGGACGUUUUUCAUCCAGAAAAACAGAAGAAAGCAAAGGCCGAAGGAUAUCCAGAAAAUGAUUACACGUUGUAUCAUCCAAUUUCUGUCAAAGAUUUUCUCAAUUAUGAAAAUGCAGUAGAAGUACUUGAAAAAAUAUCUGAAAUAAUAUUAAACGACGAUGAAAUAGCAAAUCAUGAAAAAACAACGAAGGAAAUAAAAGAAUGUUGUAAAGAUAUCAAAGUACUUGGCCGUAAGGAAUUUCGUUUGUUAAUUAAUUGGUGGAAAGCUAUGAGAAAAAUAUUUGUCGAAUCUAAAUUGGAAUCAAAAGAUGAAGAAAAAGAAACAACGGAAGAAACACCCAUGCCUUUAACUACCGAUGAAUUAGAAGAUUUAGAAGAUAAACAAAUUAUGGAUGAAAUAGAAAAGGUUCGUGCAGAAGAACAGAAAGAAUUGAAACGAAAGAAGAAAAAAGUUGCAAAGGAAAGACAAAAGUUGAACGAACGUUUGAAUCUUAAAAUGAUUCAUAAAGGAGAUGAAGGACCCAAAUUGGAAGAAGAUGAUAUGUUUAGUUUAACCCAAAUCAAGACCCACGAAGCAUUGGCAACUGUUACAGAUCAAAGUCCUGAUUUUGUAGCGGAAAGUGAUCAUGAUUCUGAUGAAGAUAAAAGGAAACCGAAGAAGAUAGCAUAUGAGAAAGAUAAAGGACAUUUGGAUAGUUCUGGGUUGUUUUACAAAUCAGAUGACAGUGAAUCUGAAAAAUCUGAUGAUGAAAGCACCGACAGCGACAAAUCUGGAUUAGGUUUCAGUUCGUCAGAAGAUGAAGAAGAUAAGAAUGACAAGAAGAAACGUAAAAAAAAGGUACAAACAAAGAUUGAAGACGACGAAGAAACCAAUCCACUGUUAACCGAUCUCGAUUAUAGAGAUAAAAAGACUAAAAGAAUUCAUCGAGCUCAAUUAUGGUUCGAGAAAGAUGUGUUUAAAAAUUUGGAGGAUGAGAAGGAUGAAGAUUUUGAAUUAGACAAAAUGAUUGAAACUUAUAAGAAAAAGGGUGGCAAAAUUAUAGGAGAAGAGAGUAAGAAAAUGAAACCAAAAGAAGACGAUGAUGUUGAUGACACCAAUAUGGAAUCAAACGUUGAGAGUGACGAUACGGAUUCUAACUACGACAUGGAAGAAAUGAUGGCACCAGAUAAACCAGUUAAAAAAGUAGGAGGAAAGGAUGGUUUUGAAGUAGUUUCGAAAGAACACACUACUGACAAAAUGAAGAAACGAAAAUUAUCUGUGCAAGAUUUGGCAUUGGGUUCUCUUAUGGUUCAAUCAAAAAAAGCUCGACGAGAUUUAAUCGACGGUGCUUGGAACAGAUAUGCAUUUAAUGAUACUAAUUUACCAGAUUGGUUUGUACAAGAUGAAGAAAAACAUAUGAAAAAAGAUGCACCUGUACCGAAGGAACUUGUAGAAGAAUAUGAAAAGAGAGUUGAAGAUCUCAACGUUAGGCCGAUCAGAAAGGUUUUGGAAGCUAAAGCUAGGAAGAAGAAACGUGCUAUGCGUAAAUUAGAAAAAGCUAAGAAGAAGGUGGAAAAUUUAAUGGAGAAUACUGAAUUAAGUGAACGAGAAAAAUCACGACAAGUUAGAGCCAUAUAUAAGAAAGCUCAUAAAGAACCGAAGAAAGAAGUGACGUACGUAGUCGCGAAAAAGCACAGCACCCAAAAGAGAGCAGUAAGGCCACCAGGAGUAAAGGGCAGAUACAAAGUGGUUGAUCCUAGAAUGAAGAAAGAUAUGCGAGCAGCUAAAAGUAAAGAAAAAACAAAAGGACGAGGUAAAAAAAAGGGUCACGGGGGUAAACCACCUAGAGGAAAUUCUAGAGUAGGAAAGGGAAAGAAAUUUAAAUAAUUGUAUAUACAAUUAAUUUUUGUUAACUCCAAUGAUAUAUUACAAAUGUAUAAUUUCAUUCAAAAUUUCAUUUGUAAUAUAUAUAUAGUUGUUUAUAAGAUCUUAAAAUACGCUUGGAAAGCAAAGCGUAAUUUCAUUUAUACAAAGACAUAUUUCUUGUAUAUACACAUGUAAUAAUUUAAGUAUAAAACGAACGAGUGGUGUCAACAAGCCAUUACAGUUACCUGACCCUGACCUUAACUGCAUUUACUUUUUCUUUGGCUUGACACGAAAUUUCAAUCAGAACAAAUUUCGCAAGCCAUGCGUUAUCAUUUAAUAAAUAUAUUAUGAUUUAUAAAUCAUUUUAUCUUAUGUUUUUUUUUUGCUUUUCUUAUUUUUCUUUAUCUUUAAUUACAUUAGAUAACAAUUAUCUGGUGGAAAUAAAUCAACCGUUUAUUAAUAAUUAAAUUGAGAUGAUUAUAGCUUGGAGGGCCGAUACUCUUCUCGGCAUUCGGUCAAAUACGACCUUGAUUUAUUUCAGGAUACUUUCGUCGUACGUGUCUCUAUGUAUAUAUAACUAUUUUACGUACAGGUAUAGAAUGAACACAUAUGUAUUAUAUAUAUAUAUAUAUGUGUUUGUAGAAUAUGUCACGUAGCGCCGUCCUAUUUUUUUUUUUU